Pristis pectinata (smalltooth sawfish) is the source of this 1311-nucleotide messenger RNA. RefSeq names its product KH domain containing, RNA binding, signal transduction associated 2 (gene khdrbs2). Gene Ontology annotation, cellular component: nucleus. Gene Ontology annotation, biological process: regulation of alternative mRNA splicing, via spliceosome. Lineage: Eukaryota; Metazoa; Chordata; Chondrichthyes; Rhinopristiformes; Pristidae. Bases 102 to 1136 code for a protein of 344 amino acids. The record is from RefSeq and is a predicted model, not a curated record. Gene Ontology annotation, molecular function: mRNA binding; poly(A) binding. The transcript is spliced from 9 exons.
UGAGGCGGCUCAAUCAGAUGUGUGUGUUCAGAGAAGCAGAAAUAGGUUUUAACUUUUAAAGCGUAUAAAUAAAUAUACAUUUAAAAUCACAUUGCAAAAAAAUGCAGAGAGAGAAAUAUUUGCCAGAACUGAUGGCAGAGAAAGAUACUCUGGAUCCAUCUUUUGUUCAUGCUACGCGUCUGCUGUCGGAAGAAAUUGAACAAUUUCAGGACAGUGACACAAAAAAGGAAGAAGAGAAGCAAUACCUUGAUAUUAUCAGCAACAAAAACAUUAAACUUGCCGAGAGAGUGCUGAUCCCAGUCAAACAGUAUCCAAAGUUCAAUUUUGUGGGGAAAUUGCUGGGACCACGAGGUAACUCACUGAAGAGGUUACAGGAAGAAACAGGUGCAAAAAUGUCAAUCCUGGGCAAAGGAUCAAUGAGGGAUAAAGCCAAGCAGGAAGAAGAACUGAGGAAAAGUGGAGAGGCCAAGUACGCACAUCUAGGCGAUGACCUCCAUGUGUUAAUUGAAGUCUUUGUCCCAGCUGGGGAGGCAUAUUCUCGCAUGAGCCACGCACUGGAAGAGGUGAAGAAGUUCCUAGUUCCAGAUUAUAAUGAUGAAAUCCGCCAGGAACAGUUGAGGGAACUCUCGUACCUGAAUGGUUCCGAGGAUUCGAGUCGAGGGCGGGGAACGCGUGGACGAGGACUUCGAACUCCCCUCACGCCAGCAGUGAGGGGACGUGCCAGUGCCCUCCUUCCCGGACGAGGGAUUCCUGUUCCCAGAGCGACCCCGGCGGCGCGUGGAGCUCCCCUUCCCCCCCACGCAGGCAGGAGCACUGCAGCCCCCCGCGGAAGGGGAGGACCAGGGGCCGCGGGCUAUCGGCCCCCACCCCCGCCAGAAGAGGCUACGUACGACGAAUACGGAUACGAUGAUGGCUAUGGAGGCGACUAUGAUGACCAAAGCUACGAUACCUAUGACAAUAGUUAUGCAAGUCAAGUGGAGAGUGGCCCUGAAUAUUAUGACUAUGGACAUGGAACAAGCGAAGAAACCUACGACAGUUAUGGUCAAGAAGAAUGGGUGGCUUCCCGGCCGAGUCUGAAAGCACCGAUCCCAAGGUCAAGAGGGACGUACAGAGAACACCCCUAUGGUAGAUAUUGAAGGCUGCCCUUGCCCUAUGACCUCAGCUCAAUGACUACAUGCGUGUCCUGUGGUCACCAUAUAAACAACUGCAAGACAAGUAAUAGUUCAUUUAUUUUCUUGCCUAGGGAUAGCUUUUCUCGGGUACCCUUGUGCACUCCUAUUUCCAAAAAACUUUAAUGGAAGUUGUCAUUAU